Saccharomyces cerevisiae S288C is the source of this 2733-nucleotide messenger RNA. RefSeq names its product ubiquitin-ubiquitin ligase HUL5 (gene HUL5). Gene Ontology annotation, molecular function: ubiquitin protein ligase activity; ubiquitin-protein transferase activity. Gene Ontology annotation, cellular component: cytosol; nucleus. Gene Ontology annotation, biological process: protein ubiquitination; protein polyubiquitination. The transcript has a single exon. The coding region runs from base 1 to 2733 and encodes 910 amino acids. The record is from RefSeq and is marked reviewed. NCBI's taxonomy places the organism in Eukaryota, Fungi, Ascomycota, Saccharomycetes, Saccharomycetales, Saccharomycetaceae.
AUGUUAAACUUCACCGGUCAAACAAGGAGAAGAAAUGUCAAUUUAGGGAAUAGGACUCGAAAUUCAAAGAAGGAUUUACUGGAAAAGGCCAAAAGGGAACGUGAAAGGAGAGCACAAGAUAAGCUCAAAGAAGACGCCAGUAAAACCAUUCAAAAAAGCAUCAGAAGACAUUUUUCAAAUGUGAGACUCUUCAAAAACACAUUUACUAGUUCGCAACUUGUUCAUAUGAUACCAGCUUACGGGGGCAAAUUAAUCUAUUACAUUUCUCAAUAUGAUCUGCAGCAACUGCUAAAAUUAUCUCAUAAUUUUUUGAGUUCUUAUCCUAAUUCUUUAGGCAACAGACAGCUAUUGAGCUUGUUGAAGCUAUAUCAAGAUGAUGCACUGGUGGCUGAAACUCUAAGCGAUCUUAACAUGGACUGCCCUACAGUUGACGAAUUUUUAGAUAGUCUAUCCGUUUAUCUCUGUCGGGCUUCCUUUUUGAGUUAUUCCUCAGCUUCUAAGCUAGCUGAUGUCAUAGAAGCAUGGGAAGUAAUGCAUAGCAGUGCCUCCAUUAGUAUUUUUUCGAUAUCGAUAGGAUCUUACGAAAAACGGCCAUUUGCACUACAGUUUUAUUGCAUACUUGCCGAAAGAAACCUUUUGCCCCAACUUAUCAACACAAAUCCGAUAUUAUGGGAUAACAUGGCAAAGACAUAUUCACACUGUAGUAAAGGUGGCCAAAAAAAUAUCGCCAAGCUACUCAUACCAAACUUCAACAAUCAUAUUGCUCCAUCAGUCUUGCGUAGUGAUAACGACUAUGUCUUGAAAUUUUAUGAAAAGGCAUUUAUAGACGAAGUUAUUGCUACUACUGCAAAUUACGUUUCUGAUGAAGAUCACGUGAAGAAUUUGAUGUGCUACAUUGCAAGCUCUCCCAAUCAAAGCUGUAAGAAUUCUGUCCUUAUUACCUUACUGUCUAACAAAGACUUCGUGAGAAGGCUCUCAUGGGAAUUCUUUCACACUAAAUUCAACGCCAGCAAGACUGAGGCUCACCCCCUGUUUUCAGUUUUGGCACAGCUUAUCGACAUGCACCUUUUAAUAUCGACAGAUCGGGAGUUAUUAGACUACAACUCUGUGAUACCUAUCGAAGAACUAAAGAAAUUUACAUCCACGUUAAAAGAUUUUACUUUCCGACAAUAUUGGGAACUACCUAAAAGUGAAAGGAACCCUAUGUUAAAGGAAGCAGUACCACUUUUGAGCAAAGUCUACGAAAGGGACUCAAGAUUGCACUUUCUAUCCACGGAGAAUAAUCCAACCUAUUGGGAAAACUCUGAAAAGCAAUUUUUAAAUUUGAGAUUUUACGAAGAAUUACAGGAGUACGAAGAUCUGUAUAGAGAACACUUAGAAGAGGAAAGUGAUGAGGAUAUGGAAAAGGAAAUAGAUCUUGAUAAAGAAAGGCCUCCUUUGAAGUCUUUAUUAUUGAACAAAAUGAAAAAGAGAUUAAAGUCAUCAUUACGUUUCCGAAAGUUGGAAAUACUUUUGGAAUUACCAUUUUUUAUUCCUUUUGAAGAAAGGGUGGACUUAUUUUAUAUGUUCAUCGCACUGGACAAGAAGCGAUUAUCUUUAGAUGACGAUCACAACUUGAUCAAUAUGUUUACCCCCUGGGCCUCCACCGGUAUGAGGAAGCAAUCCGCUAUCAUCUCUAGGGAUAAUGUCUUAGAAGAUGCUUUCAACGCAUUUAACUCUAUAGGAGAAAGGUUCAAAGCUUCAUUAGAUGUUACUUUUAUUAAUGAAUUUGGUGAAGAAGCUGGUAUUGAUGGGGGCGGCAUUACCAAGGAAUUUUUAACUACUGUGUCUGAUGAAGGAUUUAAAGAUCCAAAGCACGAGUUAUUUCGGACGAAUGAUCGCUACGAAUUAUAUCCUUCUGUUGUUUAUGACGCUACGAAACUUAAGUAUAUAUGGUUUCUGGGAAAGGUUGUAGGCAAAUGUCUAUAUGAGCAUGUUUUGAUAGAUGUAUCUUUUGCUGAUUUCUUUUUGAAAAAAUUAUUGAAUUACUCGAACGGGUUUUUAUCUUCUUUUUCUGAUCUGGGAAGCUAUGAUUCGGUGUUGUAUAAUAAUUUGAUCAAAUUAUUGAACAUGACCACUGACGAGAUCAAGUCUUUAGAUUUAACCUUUGAAAUAGAUGAGCCUGAAAGUUCCGCAAAAGUUGUUGACUUAAUUCCGAAUGGUUCAAAAACGUACGUGACGAAGGAUAAUGUGUUGCUCUACGUUACUAAAGUAACGGAUUACAAAUUAAACAAAAGAUGCUUCAAACCAGUUUCGGCAUUCCAUGGAGGGCUCAGUGUUAUCAUUGCCCCACAUUGGAUGGAGAUGUUUAACUCUAUAGAACUACAAAUGUUAAUAUCAGGUGAGAGAGAUAAUAUCGAUUUAGACGAUCUGAAAUCUAACACAGAAUACGGGGGUUAUAAAGAAGAAGAUCAGACAAUUGUUGAUUUUUGGGAGGUUUUGAAUGAGUUUAAGUUUGAAGAGAAAUUGAAUUUUUUGAAAUUUGUCACGUCCGUUCCGCAAGCUCCUCUGCAAGGCUUCAAGGCAUUAGAUCCAAAAUUUGGUAUCAGAAAUGCAGGGACAGAGAAAUACAGGCUGCCUACGGCAUCUACCUGUGUUAAUUUAUUAAAAUUGCCAGAUUAUAGAAACAAAACAAUUUUGAGAGAGAAAUUAUUAUAUGCAAUAAACUCAGGCGCCAGGUUUGACUUAUCAUAA